AUAAAUUUACAGAACAGAGACUGAGAUCCACUGCAACAAUCAUGGCAGCGAACAGACACUCCUCUCUCUCCUUCUCUUCUUCUCUCUGCUCCGUCGUCUUCCUCCCCAGAGGCGACUCCCUCAUCUACCUCGUAGCGCUCCUCUCCAUCUUCUCUCUCCUCGUCCACCACCUCUCUCUCGCCGACUCUCACUUCGAAGGCUUCGACCUUGACGACUCCGACGAAACCCUAGAAGACGACUCUCUCCAACUCCCCCAUCUCCCUCGCCGCUCUCCUCCUCCCACUCUCUCUCACUCCGACCCCGAACCUGACCCCGACUCCCAUCCAAUCCCGAUCCAAUCUUCCCUUGAUUCCGAUCUACCUCCCAAACCCUCCAAAACCUCGUUCGAGUACUGGGACGAAGACGAAUUCGAAGGCCUCCCCGUCGAACAAACCCUAGAAACACCAAAAUCUACCGAAAAUGUCACUCCCGUUGGUUCCGAUUCGGAUUCGGAAUCGAAAUUGGAUCAGAAGCCUGUUAAAGCUAAACAAUCGUUUGUGGUUGAGAUUGUGUGUGGUUCGUUUUUGAUUAUGUUUGGAAUCAAUUUUUUUACCGGGAAGAGAGAGAACGAGAACAUUGCGUUGGCUUGGGUCACGAAAUUCGCAGUCAAAGACUCGAUUUUUGAGAAGAAUUUUAGUUUGUUGGGUGUUGGUGAUAGUAAGGAUGAGGAUUCGCCUUUGUUGUUGAAGGAAGGACAGAACGUGUUCAAGUUUUAUGCGAGUGGGAGGCGAUUUUGUCAGGGGUUGUUGGCGACGAUGGAGCUUCAGAGCCGGCACGAUUUGAUAUCGAGAUUGUUCAAUAUGGUUGUGCCGUGUAAGGAUGAGAUUACAUUUGAGGUUUUCAUGAACGAUGAUGCAAUGGAUCAGGUGGUUUUUGCAUUGGCGAAGAAGAAGGCGGCGAAAACUAUGCAGAAGGAGGUGAGGGAUCUUCAAAGGUUUGCGAGUUUAGUAUCUCCGCCGAGUAAUAGGAAGUGGGUUGUGGAUGAUUUGGCUGUUAUUUCAGAGUCAAAGGAGGUGGCUGGAGAUUUGAUCACGGAGGUUGUGCUUGAGCAGGUCUUUGGUGACAAAGCUUUUGAGAAAUACGGGAAGGGUUUCAUCUCAAUGCAUUUUUCUGAUCAAUACGUGGGUGCACACAAGAAGAAGCUGGUUUUCAAGUUCGCUCUCCCUGAUGCAAAUCACAUGGCUGACAUGACUCGAUUGGUCGCUCUUGUUCCCCACUACGUUGAUUUAAUAGGCCGUCACAAGCUCAGUUCACAGGCUCGCAGCAAGACAGAAGCAGCCCGACAGAAGGCUGCCCAAGAGGCAUACAAAGAAUAUCAAAACGCUAGACAAGAAGCAUUGCAGAAAAAGAAGGCAGACCAGAGAAAGUUGAUGGAGGAGGCCGAGGCAAAGCUCAGUGCAGAGGCACUUCGCAAGAAAGAAGCUAAAGAACGUGCUCGCCAAAUGAAGAAAUCAAUGCCAAAAGUGAAGAUGACCCGUGGUCACUAGAACUGUAGUGUUCUGUUUUGCUCCUUUUAUAAGUCGGUUCUUAGUCAUAUCAUCAUUUUCUUAAAUUUCCAGUUGGGUUAAUUGGCUCCCCUUUCUUUCACGGCUGUGUACCUUUCUUUGUUGUUUGCAUUUAGUUAGUGUUCAACAUUACACCACAUUGUUGUGGUUUUUUAAUGAUAGUCCAAUUCAAUGCUGAUGAAACUUACUUGUUUGUAUUGGUCUGGGAGCAUGGUGUCAGUGUCAGUGUCAGUGUGCAGAGUUGGUCCUCCCAAUAUACUGAAUAAAUUACUCAGAAGUUGAGUUCAUUCAGAGGUAGCCAAUUCAAUUUGAAUUCUGUAGUA
This is a messenger RNA of Camellia sinensis, 1867 nucleotides long. RefSeq lists its product as uncharacterized. Gene Ontology annotation, cellular component: endoplasmic reticulum. The record is from RefSeq and is a predicted model, not a curated record. Gene Ontology annotation, biological process: endoplasmic reticulum calcium ion homeostasis. Lineage: Eukaryota; Viridiplantae; Streptophyta; Magnoliopsida; Ericales; Theaceae. Gene Ontology annotation, molecular function: calcium ion binding.